Didymodactylos carnosus is the source of this 1602-nucleotide messenger RNA. NCBI's taxonomy places the organism in Eukaryota, Metazoa, Rotifera, Eurotatoria, Philodinida, Philodinidae. The record is from the annotation of a GenBank genome assembly.
AUGUUGACCCGACACACUGCUGAAGGAGCAAUAUCAGCAUUAGAAAAACUUUAUCAAGUACUCGAUUCAUCAAAUGGACGAUAUGGAAAAGCCUUAAGUUUGCAUGAUGGUGAAGUAUUGUUGCAAACAUUAUGCAAAUUAACUCAAUUAGUCAGUCAGAUGGACUGUGGAAGAGAUGAUGGGAUGGGGGAAGGUCGAAGAGAGUUUUUCUCUAUCGAUAAACACGGUAGUGCAGUGGGUGCUGGAAAAGAUUCAUGCUGCAAACCUGGUCAGAAUUACGGUGAAUGUGUAUUAUACCAUCCGAUUCGAAUAAUAACAACAUGCGUGUCAGAUGAACCUUCGCUUCUUGGUGAUCAUGAUUUUAUUAUGAAAUCUGUGCGUGACAGAGGUGAUAGAAGGAGUUCUCGUGAUCGAGAACGAGUGCAUAGCGAAAUCAACAGACGAACAGGUGCUAGUGGUCAUACAUUAAAAAAGGAUAAACGGCCGUCGAAAGGUCGUGGUUCAUGUCAGCCAAGCAAAAAUGGUCCAGAAAGUAAAUCACGACGCGGUCGUUCAAGUCGAAGACUUCGUCAAGGACGAGCAUCGCAAGGAAGAGGAUCCAAAAGUGAUUCACGAAGUGGUAGAUCAUCAACUCAUGGUACCAGUCUAUCUGGCCGUUCAAGAAGAGGCGGAAGCAGAUCAGGUUGGCGUGGGAGACACUCUCGAGAUAGAGAUGGUAGAAGAUCAAGAUCAUCGUCACGUGGAAGCCGACAUUCUGCAGAUAAAAGACGAGAAAGUGCAUCUGGCCUAAGUGAAACGCAUGCAAAAAAAGCAAAAAUAACUCAACAGCAACAAGCACCAACAGCGAUGAAUUCUCGAACAAUCAUUUCACAAGCUCCAAUAGCGCCGCCAGCAUUUCAGAACACCGUAUCAAGUAUAAUUUUAUUUUUAAUAACAUUUUUCGUAAGAUUUGUAAUACAUAAUAAAAUAAUUGUAGCACCAUUCAUUCGACCAUUACCUUCACCAGCACUACUGGGCGGACCAAUCGUAGCAUCAGUUUCAUCGUCUCAGCAUUAUGGAUCACUAUCUCUUUCUCAUUUACAUCCACAACUAGUAACACCAUCACCACCACCACCGCUGCCACAGCAUUUUCCCCCUCAUGAAACACAGCAGUCACAUUUAGUCAUAUCUGGAACCUCAAAUCGACUUCUUCCACCACCACCAUUCAGUACAAUCAUUCCAACUCAACAAUCCCAACACCCAAUGGCAACUCAGCCGAAUACCACAACAGAUAACAGUUUCACAGUUCCAUCUAUGGCAAGCACGAGCACUGUAUCAUCUACAAUCGGUAUGACGAAUGGCCCGCCUCUUGCUGGCGGCCCAUUAGCAACACUAAGUUCAAAUUUGAUAUCACGUCCAGAAAACUGCCCUGAAUGUCGAGCAAUCACUCGACUAUUACAAUGGGCUCCAUUGAGAUGUUAUGAUGCAGCAGGACUUCAACGAGGAAUAUUUCUGGCUGGGCCGAAAUCGGAACAACUAUUCAAUUCUCUGUAUAGAAGUAUCAAAGAUUCAACAUUUAAUUUUGAUGAUAUUGAAGAAUGUGCAUGUGAGACUUCUGAAUGA